AUGGUCGGGCCUCUAUGCCGGCUGCGGUUGGUGGCCCACCUCCUUCGCGCCAGAGGGGGGCCGGGAGCGGCCCCGGGGCCCCGGCGUGCAAGCGGAGAGGCGCAUGGCCCAUUUCGUUACCGCCAAUUCCCAGAGCUUACACGGUCCCAGAUAAUAAAGGGUGAACUGCUCAGUGGCUUCAUGUGGUUCUGGAUCCUGUGGCACUUUUGGCACAACUCUGACCUUGUGCUGGGCCACUUCCCUUAUCCAGACCCUUCAAAGUGGACAGAUGAAGAACUGGGAAUCCCUCCUGAUGAUGAAUAGUCAACUUGAAUAAUCUGUUCUGAGUAGGUUUAAAAUAGUAA
Euleptes europaea (tarantolino) is the source of this 344-nucleotide messenger RNA. RefSeq names its product NADH:ubiquinone oxidoreductase subunit B2 (gene NDUFB2). Gene Ontology annotation, cellular component: mitochondrial inner membrane. The coding region runs from base 1 to 303 and encodes 100 amino acids. NCBI's taxonomy places the organism in Eukaryota, Metazoa, Chordata, Lepidosauria, Squamata, Sphaerodactylidae. The record is from RefSeq and is a predicted model, not a curated record. The transcript has 3 exons.